GGACAGUCUGGAUGCGAUGGAUUUGAGUUUGGACGUUACACUUGUGAACUGAAAGAUGAGGACGGUGUAAAAGCAUCAUUGAUAAUAUGAGAUUACACAGCAGCACACUCCAAACACACGUAUGGAUACUAGGAGUCAAAGCGCUGGAGAUCAUCCCAUGGCAAACAGCACCUAUGUGAAGAUGUUUGCGGCGCUCUUUGGAGUGAUUUUGGCUAAUGCAGUGAUUAUGGGUACAUGUGAACCAACUCAAUCAUGGUCAGACAGGGCAGAAAGAGACAUUUUGGAUGUGCCAGACUCGAACCUUCUGCUCCAGAACGAUGCCGUGUACCUGCUUGUGAACACGUCGUUCAGCUUCAAACAAGCUUCGCAUUACUGCCAUGGUCAGACGGGAGCCCUCACAACCUCAGGGGUCAAAGAGGACGAGGAGGGAGCCCAGCAGUUACUCCUCAGAUCCAACCUCAAGAGCCCCGUCUGGUUCAGAACCAGCAGAAGCCAGAACCCCACAGCCCGUCUUUCCCAACACAAAACGGUCUUCCCAGGCUUAUCUUUCAAGUCUAAGGACGGCUAUGCCCGAGUGAACGCGUCUUUCCCGUCCCUGUCCGCGGUGAGCAUUUGCGUGCGCGUGCAGUGGGACCCGCGGGACGAGAACGUGUCCACGGUGUUCUCGUACGCCACGCGCUCUGUCAUCAACGAGUUCCAGCUGCGCGGAAAACACGCCGACAGAAAGCUCCGCCUAGCGCUUGUCAUUCAAGGACAACAUCAUCCCUACAAAGCCGAGCUGCCCAUUGAUGAAGACUGGCACCAUGUUUGCGUCACGUGGCGCUCAAAAGAUAGAUUUUGGGCGAUUUAUGUGGACGGAAGAACGGGAGAUUCUGGGCAUGGGAACGCACGGGAAAAGGCGAAAGAUAUCUACGGAGACGGGAUAUUUAUAUUAGGGCAAGACCAGGAUACCUUUGGUGGAACUUUUACGGAGCCGUUUUUUGGAAACUUGACUGACCUGAACAUUUGGGGUGAAGCUCUGGAGUUAAAACAGGUGCAGGCGCUGAACACCUGCUCAGAGCUGACCAAUCACAGAGCUUUAUUCCGAUGGCGGGACCGGAGCCUCAGCCCUGUCCAUCACUCUGUCCAGAAUGUGUCUGCAACACUCAACUGUCCAGGGUCCCUGAAGACGGCGCAGAGACGGGAAGAGGAAUGUGAGGUCUUUAAUGGCCGGCCUGACGGUCAGCCUCAGUACAACCUUGCCGUCUGCACACACACAUUCCCUUUCAUCUGCAGAAGCAACAAAGAACACUACCUGAAGAUGAAGGAACUGAGAGAAUCUCUGAGGUCCAACCCGAGCCACUUCAUGCAGGAUCUCAUGCAGUUCGGGAUGACUGCAGACGAUGUGUUCUCUGAUGCCGUGGACGGGCAGAGCUGGUCUUCGGUGUCCCGUCUGUUAAACGCCUCUGAGCGCGCGGUUCUGAAGGAGCAUGAGCCGCUGGAGGACAGAGAUAUGGUUUCUCUGAUGCACGUUCUCUCUCGGGCCGCUGAUCUUCCCAGCACAGCAAACCAGAGCCGGCGAGACGCUGAGAGACUCGGCCAGAGCUUCAUCACCAUCGCAGACUCGCUCCUUAGCCAACAGGAGGCCAGUAAAUGGCACAGCAUCAAAGAGGUAGUGAAGGGGCCGAUGUCUGUCAUCCAGACUGUAGACCGUAUGCUAAACAACCUAAACUCUCUGCUGAUGGAUGACACAGACAGCGUGCAGAUACACAGCCACAAUAUCAAGGUGCAGGUCCAGCAGCAGCUUCUGUCGGACGCGUCUCACACUCCUCCGUUCUGUGGCUCGGAUGCGGGACAUCGAGACUGCAUCUCUGUCGCCGCUAAAAACAUGAAGGAACUUCAUAACAAUGACUUCAGAAAGGUGACUUUAUUGAACACAUGGUACAGCUCUGUGAACUGUCUCUCAGAGAGAGAGGAAAACAUCAGCCUUUCUCCCAUAGUCAGUGAUGGAUCGCAGAGGUAUGUGGGAACCGUCUUGGGCUCGUCGGUCAUCUCCAGUUCAGUGCUGGCGGACGGACUGCCGGUCAGCGUGGCCAUACACUUCACACUCCAGCACAGGGUUCAGAACAGUACAGUGAAAUUGAUCCCUGUCUGUGCAUUUUGGGAUUUUGACCUGAUGUUAGAGAGGGGUGGCUGGUCAACCAAGGGCUGCGCCGUGAUUUCCUCACAGAAUAACUUCACUUCUUGUUACUGUAACCACACCACCAACUUCGCCUUGCUGUUACAGAUCUACGAGGUUCAGAGAAGCGUUGAACACGAGACGGCUCUGCAGAUCCUCAGUUUGAUUGGCUCUGGUGUGUCUCUCUGUGGUCUCCUCUUCACACUCAUCCUCUUUGUGGCUGUUGGCGUCCCCAAGUCAGAUCGCACUACGGUGCACAAGAACCUGAUCGCGGCUCUGACCGUCGCCCAGUUUCUCCUGAUCUUCAGCGACUGGGCUGCGGGAAACCAGGAGGCCUGUUGGGUGGUGACGGCCCUCCUCCAUCUGUUCUUCCUGUCGUCGUUCUGCUGGAUGCUGGUGGAGGGUUUGCUGCUCUGGAGUAAAGUGGUCUCUGUGAACAUCAGCGAGGAGAGGAGAAUGAAGCUCUACUAUGUGCUGGGCUGGGGGCUGCCGGUUGUGAUCGUCGCUGUAACCUUGGUGGCCACUUUGGACCAGUACAGAGCUCAGCAAUACUGCUGGCUGAACCUCCAGUCCAAUGUGAUUUGGGCUUUUGCUGGGCCUGUGCUCUUCGUUUUGGCCGUCAACGCCGUGGUGCUUUUUCGUGUUGUUAUGGUUACAGUGGCCAGUGCCCGUCGCAGAGCCAAAAUGUUGACGCCCAGUUCUGAUUCGAAGCUUCACAUGCUGGAUCUUACCUGGGCAGCGACGCGACCGGUGUUGAUCUUGUUACCAGUGUUAGGCCUGACCUGGCUGUGUGGCGUGCUGGUGCACCUGUCUGAUGUGGUGGCCUAUCUGUUCAUCACACUCAAUGCCUUUCAGGGACAAAGCAUGCAGUCUUUAUGA
Molecule: messenger RNA, 3037 nt
Organism: Pimephales promelas (fathead minnow)
Lineage: Eukaryota; Metazoa; Chordata; Actinopteri; Cypriniformes; Leuciscidae
Source: RefSeq, a predicted model, not a curated record